Emys orbicularis (European pond turtle) is the source of this 2260-nucleotide messenger RNA. Its product is annotated as methylcrotonoyl-CoA carboxylase beta chain, mitochondrial-like. Gene Ontology annotation, molecular function: methylcrotonoyl-CoA carboxylase activity. The coding region runs from base 88 to 1938 and encodes 616 amino acids. Gene Ontology annotation, biological process: L-leucine catabolic process. Gene Ontology annotation, cellular component: mitochondrion; methylcrotonoyl-CoA carboxylase complex. The transcript is spliced from 13 exons. NCBI's taxonomy places the organism in Eukaryota, Metazoa, Chordata, Testudines, Emydidae. The record is from RefSeq and is a predicted model, not a curated record.
UGGCCGGGUCCCGCUGCCUCUCAGAGCCUGGCUCCGAGCUCGCUGCGCCCAGGGGCCCGUGAGAGGGUCUGCGGGCUCCCCCGGGCCAUGUGGAACAGUAUCACUUCAUGCUCACUCUGGAGACUUUCUCCUAGCUUCAUGUCUUCAAGAAUCCAAACCUUAACUCCUUUAUUCAUAAGAAAUUAUAAGGACUUCUGCAAAAACAGACAGACAAUAUGGACACUACGAAAUAGUCUCUGCCAGGUUAUGAAAAAGACUGUCCCCACAUUGACAUGUAAUACGUUUCCCCAUUGUUUUGUAAGUAACAAAGCAAGAUACGGACAGUAUAAAAAAACCUUCCCUGUUUUAGAUGGAAGUAUCCCUUCUGUAUGUGAACAUGUGUUUGAAGAAAACUUAAGGAAUAGUGAGGCUUGUAUUCAAAGAUAUUCAGAGUUGCUUUGCAAGGUCAGUAAAGGAGGUGGAGAGAGUGCAAUCUUGCGUCAUACCCAAAGGAACAAGAAGUUGCUUGUUCGUGAACGCCUAAGAAUGCUUCUCGAUGAUGAAACUUUUCUUGAGCUGUCCCCUUUUGCAGGGUUUGAUUUGCCAUAUGGUGAUGUCCCUGCAGCUGGAUGCCUCACUGGAAUUGGAAAGAUCUGUGGAGUCUGGUGUGUCUUUAUGGCAAAUGACGCAACAGUUAAAGGCGGGACCAUUUAUCCCAUUUCAGUGAAGAAACAGCUAAGAGCUCAACAAAUAGCAAUUCAAAACAGACUUUUAUCGGUAUAUCUAGUUGACAGCGGGGGAGCAUUCCUACCACUACAGGCAGAACUCUUUCCUGACCAGUCUCAUGGUGGCCGAGUAUUCUACAAUGAGGCAAUAAUGUCUGCCAUGAAAAUCCCUCAGGUGGCAGUGGUGUGUGGUUCUUGUACAGCUGGGGGUGCCUACGUUCCCACCAUGGCAGAGGAAACUGUGAUUGUAGACAAAAUCGGUAGUAUGUUUCUUGCUGGACCCCCUUUGGUUAAAGCUGCCACAGGAGAAGAUAUCUCUCCUGAGGACCUAGGAGGAGCCAGUAUGCAUUCUAAAGUCAGUGGCUGUGUUGACCAUUUUGCAUCUUCAGAAAAGGAAGCGUAUGAAUGUGUUAGAAAUAUUAUCUUGACGCUAAAUUAUGAACUUCCACCAGAGGAAACGUUGGAGUAUGAUGAUCCUCUGUACAGUGCUGAAGAGCUCCUGGGGCUUGCACCACGAGGUUAUAGCUAUACUCUACAUAUAAAACUGAUUUUGAGCCGUCUGAUAGAUGGAAGCAGGUUCCAGGAAUUCAAAGCUGAAUAUGGAACAACAUUAGUAACGGGAUUUGCCCAUAUGGAAGGACACCUCGUUGGGAUAGUGGCUAACAAUGGUCAGCUGACUCAUGAUGCUUCUCUAAAGGGCAGCCACUUUGUACAGCUGUGUAGUCAGCGAAGCAUUCCCAUCCUGUUUCUCCAGAAUACUGCUCCACAUGCACCAGAGCCAGCAAGUCUCUCACAGGCAGAGGAUCACACCAAUAGAUUAAAGGCCCAGGCCUCCAUGAUGGCUGCAGUUGCUUGUGCUGCUGUGCCCAAGAUAACCCUUGUAAUUGGUGGCUGUUACGGGAAUGAAAGUUAUGCCAUGUGUGGGAGGUCAUUUGAUCCAAACUUCCUGUUCCUGUGGCCUAAUGCAAGAGUUGCCCUUGUGGAUUCAAGACAUAUUUCCACAUUCCCACAGGCUAGGGAUGACGACUGCACAGGAGAUGACUCAGAGUUAAAGCAUCUAAAAGAAAAGCUAGACGAAGAAAGCAGUGCAUUUCACUCCUCUGCUCGACUCUGGGAUGAUGGCAUAAUAUUGCCACAGAAUUCUAGGAAGGUGAUUGCACAGUGCUUAACAAUUAUGAAACAGCAGAAGUACCAGAUCGCAUCUCUGCAACACUACCCCGUUAUCAGACUGUAAUCAAACUGCCAUUUGCAAAUAAUUGGGUUUUUAAGAAUGCCAACAUACAAUUUUUUAAAUGGAAGUGAUUUUCUAACAGUUUGAUACCUUUAAUAUAACUUGAAUUAGUUCUAGAAACUGUCAGUAUACAAAAAGGAAGCUCAGAUUUCAGGCUAUUUGGGUUAGGUUUGUAUUUUGAUCCCUGUUGCGCUAGCAAAUUUGAAACUUAUACUGUAUGAAAAGAAAAAAGAAAAUGCAAUUAAUAAACUUUUGGAUCUUGACACAGUCUGUGUAAUGAAGCAAACUCCUCUUUGUGCAAAAACGAUACUUGGGUUAUUAACAU